AUGGUAAACUUGGCCGUAUCGAAAUACGAAACGAUCGCUUGGCUAGGAGUAGGACUGACUUACACCGCCGGAAUCAUGGUAAUGAAGAUGGCCAGGAACCGUGAUCCAAAUAAUGAGAAGAAAUCUACUUUGAGACGCGUCAUCACGUAUCUUGACGAAAAGUUUUGCAUCUUGAAGCCCUUGGGAAGCAUUUUCUCGAAGACCCCGAAGACAUUGAAGAAUGUGAAUUUGGAAGCAUUGGCAUUUGGAGACGUGCACCCAGUUCAGACAUUCAAAAAUAAUAUCGAAAAACAUUGUUAUGCUAUGGAAGCACUUGAUACGGCAUUCAUGCUUUUGGAGGAAGAGCAAAAUUGUAGGUUUUCUCAGUUGUUUCUCUUCAGGGUGGGCUAGAAAGGGGUAGGGUAGGCUUCGGUAGGGCUUGAAAGGGUUGGCUAAGCUUGGGUAGGGUUAGAACGAAGUAAGCUAGACUUGGGUAGAGUUAGAAAGGGUUGGGUAGGCUUUAGUAGGGUUAGAAAGGGGUAGGAGUAGACGGUAAAGACGCCAGCCUUAAUUUUUGUGGCCACAAAUAGGCCGGGCCUUGGUUUGGGCUCUUGUCUUCGGGCCCACACCUGCCUGUCAAAAUUAGUCAAAUAUUUCGUUUCGGGACCCCUUUCUAGCUUUACCCUAGCCUACCCUACAAUUUUGUAGCCCCAUUCAAGUCUCGUUUACCCUUGGUCGGAACUUGCGGUGUCUAGUGCUCUUUCCUUCCCCCAUUUCAGGUCUAAUUUUGAGAAAGAAGCAAAUAUUUUUACCAAUUUUUUAAAAACAUAUUGUUUUAGGUGAUCCACGUGUUUUCGAAAAUUACACCAAGCAGCGAGUUAUCUAUUACUUCGUGGAGGGCUUGUUGUACGUUCCGGAACGUCGUCUCUAUACCAGCAUGAUCUUCGCCUUCGCUCCGAGCAUCGAACCCGAACUCAUGGUCUCACUUCAAAGUGCCAUCAACAAUAGGCAGUUGCCAGUGUAA
Messenger RNA from Bursaphelenchus okinawaensis, 1003 nucleotides. Lineage: Eukaryota; Metazoa; Nematoda; Chromadorea; Rhabditida; Aphelenchoididae. The record is from the annotation of a GenBank genome assembly.